AUGGCUACUUUGGCAAACGUCAAGAUCGAUCGUGAGUUCUGGAAGGACUAUCUCUCCGCCCAAGGAAGCCAGUUGCCCCAACUCGACGACGUGGAAGAUGUCACGGACAGGGUCAUCAGGGUGAUGGGAGGAAACCCCGGAGAGAUGCAGCUCCAGGGAACAAACACCUUUCUUCUCGGCACAGGCAAGGCAAGAAUUCUGAUUGACACCGGCGAGGGAAUGCCAAUAUGGGCUGAACGCCUCUUCGAAAUCUUGAAAGAAAGAGAUCUCUAUAUCUCUCACGUGCUCCUCACACACUGGCACGGUGAUCACACAGGCGGAGUACCCGACUUAGUUGCAUACGAUGCCACGCUCGUAGAUCGGAUUUACAAGAGCCAUCCUGAUCCCGGCCAAAACGACAUUGAAGACGGGCAGAUAUUCGCCGUCGAGGGUGCCACUGUCAAAGCUCUCUUCACGCCUGGUCACGCCGUUGAUCACAUGUGCUUCUUACUCGAGGAGGAGAAGGCGCUCUUCACAGGUGAUAACGUGCUGGGACACGGAUAUACAGUCGUUGAGGAUCUCGCGCUGUACUUGCAAAGUCUCGACCGCAUGGCCGGACAAGGCUGCAUCAUGGGAUAUCCGGCUCACGGGGUCCGAAUUGAAAACUUGCCUGCCAAACUUAACCAGUACAUCAGGCAGAGGAGGGCGCGGGAGAAGUUGAUCUAUGCGGCACUGCUCGACAACAUGCUGAAAGGCGGACGAAAAGCAAACAGCAAAUCUGGGUUGUCGACGAGGGAGAUCGUCAGUAAAAUCCACGGAGACAUUCCUCAGCAGCUGCUCCUGAGUGCCAUCGAGCCGUCUACGAUUGAGAUUCUGCGGAUGCUUGCUGACACUCGCAAGGUGGGCUUUGCUAUGCAGAGCGGCACGCAGCGAUGGUUCAUCAACCAAAGGUGCAGGGUGGCGUAG
Molecule: messenger RNA, 945 nt
Organism: Dothidotthia symphoricarpi CBS 119687
Lineage: Eukaryota; Fungi; Ascomycota; Dothideomycetes; Pleosporales; Dothidotthiaceae
Product: metallo-beta-lactamase superfamily protein
Exons: 2
Coding region: 1-945 (314 amino acids)
Biological process (GO): secondary metabolite biosynthetic process
Source: RefSeq, a predicted model, not a curated record